AUGGCCAUGGCUGCGAUGGUUCGUAGGUCCUUGGGUCACCGCUUCCCCGUUCGCAGCUUUGCCGCGGUGGCCCAGCCACAGACGUUUGCCAUCUACCGAUAUGACCCGGACAAGCAGGCCAAGCCUUUCUUGCAGGACUACACCAUUGACCUCAAGGCUUGUGGCCCCAUGAUUCUUGACGCUUUGGUCAAGAUCAAGGACGAGGUGGAUGCCACGCUCACCUUCCGCAGAUCCUGCCGCGAGGGCAUUUGCGGCUCUUGUGCCAUGAACAUCAACGGAAAGAACGGCCUCGCCUGCCUGCUGUACAUCGAGCCAAGCAAGCAGGCCAUCGAGAUCCAGCCCCUGCCGCACACCUAUGUCGUCAAGGAUCUUGUGCCCGACCUUACGAACUUCUACAACCAGUACAAGUCGAUCGAGCCAUGGCUGAAGCGGAAGGACACGAAGGCCAAGGGUGAGAAGGAGUACUUCCAGAGCCGUGAGGACCGCGCAAAGUUGGAUGGCAUGUACGAGUGCAUCCUGUGUGCCUGCUGCAUGACCUCCUGCCCCUCCUAUUGGUGGAACCCGGAGUACUACCUCGGCCCUGCCGUGCUGAUGCAGGCCUACCGCUGGAUUGCGGACUCCAGGGACCAGUUCACUGAGGAGCGACUUGCAUGGGUCAACGACACCAUGAAGCUUUAUCGCUGCCAUGGCAUCAUGAACUGCACCAACUGCUGCCCCAAGGGCUUGGACCCCGCGAAGGCUAUUGUCCACCUCAAGGAGCAGGUGGCAGAAACCUACAAGGACGGUUGGAAGUCCAUGAUGACGGGGGAGAUUGUCAAGAACAAGGGCCGCGAGUCGGGCAUGAUGUACAUGUGA
This is a messenger RNA of Symbiodinium natans, 855 nucleotides long. NCBI's taxonomy places the organism in Eukaryota, Dinophyceae, Suessiales, Symbiodiniaceae. The record is from the annotation of a GenBank genome assembly.